AUGUCGGAUAAAUUAAAAGAUUUAAAAAUCAAAACUGGUGUCGCCAAGCGAACAUGGAAAGAGCAUUUAUCGUACAAAAAAGAAUUAGAAAAUGAAAAAAAGCGAGUUGCAAAAAUGACCAUUGAAGGUCGCGAUGAAUAUGACGUUAGAAAAGCGAAUGAAGUAUUGAAAGAAACCGAAUCCAUGAUUUCGCAUACAAAAAGCAGUUUUCUCAAAGCAUGGAAAGAAUUUCAAGAUGUUUAUAAUGCAGCAACUAAUGAUGAAACCUUAAAACAAUCAAAAGAAUAUGAAGAAGGACAAAAAGUUUACGAAGAUCUCGCUAAGGCCAUCGAAGAAGAACGAGCUGCGCAAGCAUAA
Rotaria socialis is the source of this 357-nucleotide messenger RNA. NCBI's taxonomy places the organism in Eukaryota, Metazoa, Rotifera, Eurotatoria, Philodinida, Philodinidae. The record is from the annotation of a GenBank genome assembly.